GUGGGGAGCUAGCCAAUCGCGACGUACCGCUGUCCGCGAACCAACCAAUCGCAUCGAGGCCGCGUAGUAAAUUCGAAUGGCAACUCCUCGCUUCACAUUCCGCGCUGAGUAACGAGGCUCCAAAUUUAAAUCAACGCAGCCUCACGCUGGCGACGAGCGCGAGGGGCGGAGCCUGCCCGGCGUGAGCUGGGGACGCGCGGUGUGAUUGCCCAGGAGAAAGGAAGGCGCUCCAGUUCCGGGUCAGGCCCUUUUCCCGCCUCCCUCGGCCUCCGCCAUGGCGAGUAGCAGCGGUGCCGGAGCGGCGGCGGCGGCGGCGAAUCUGAACGCGGUGAGGGAGACCAUGGAUGUUCUGUUGGAAAUUUCAAGAAUUUUGAAUACUGGCUUAGAUAUGGAAACUCUGUCUAUUUGUGUACGUCUUUGUGAACAAGGAAUUAACCCAGAAGCUUUAUCGUCGGUUAUUAAGGAACUUCGCAAGGCCACUGAAGCACUAAAGAAGUCUCCAGCUGUGUUUAGAAUUUUCCUUGCGUUGUGACUAAAGUUGUGUCUGUGCCCAAAAAGAUGUGUUCAAGGCCGGUACCUGUGAAUGUGACCUUACUUGGAAAUAAUGUAUCAGCAGGUGUAAUUAAGGUGAGCUCAUAAUGGAUUAAUGAGCGAUGUUCUUAUUAGACAAGGAAAAUUUGGACCAAGAUACACAAAAAGAGUGCCAUGUGGAGACACAGACAGACAUGGGAGAAUGGCUUGUGACAGUGGAGACAGAGAGAGUGGUGGCCAAGGAUUGUUGGCAGCCAUCAGAAGCUAGGAAGAGGCAAGGAAGGAUCUUCUGCUAGAGCCUUCUGACUCCUUGAUGUUGGACUUCUAGCCUUUAGAACUGUGAGAAAAUAAAUCUCUGUUGUUUUCAGCCACCCAGUUUGUUUGGAACCUGGUGAUGGCAGCUCUAGAAAUCUAACUCAGAUUUCACUUUUAGAAAGUGGGGUGCUGUUGUAAUAAACACCUACAAGUGAGGAAGUGGCUUUGGAAUUGGGUGAUGGGUUGAGGUGGGAAAAUUUUACACCACUUAAUAGAGCCCAGAUUUCCUUGAAAAAACUUGGUAGAACUGUGGACAUUAAAAGCAGUUCUGGUGACGGCACAGAAAAGAGAGGAGAGCUGUACAGAAAGCUUUAUUUGUCUUAGAGAAUACACACAUUAUUAUGAACAGAAUGUUGCUGGAAAUAAUGGCCAUUAAAGGGGCUUCUGUGAGACCUCAUGAGGAUCAUAUUAUUGAACUCUGGAGGGAAGGUUGUCCUUGCUAUAGAGUGACAGAGCACUUGGCUCAAUUAUGUUUUACUAUUGGAAGAAAAAUAAAACUUGUAAGUGAUGAACUUGGAUAGCUAGCAGAGGAAAUUUCCUAGCAAAGUGUGGAAAGUGCAGUCUGAUUUUUCCUUUGCUACUGAAAAAUAAAAUAUAAGAGGAAUAAGAAAUCAAGGAAGGAACUGGUAAGUCAAAAGGAACCACCACUUGAUUUGGAAAAUUAUCAGCCUUACCCCACAGCAUGCUCUGGAGAGAAGGCCCAGGGUGUGGAUUUGGUAAGGAGAUUAUGUGCAUGACUCCUAGAUGCAGUCAACUGUCUGUGCACAGAACACUGCCAGCCUGACUGAAAGCAACCGGGACAAAAUGAAAGAAGGCUAGGGUUCUUAAGGAAGGAAACUAACACAAAAAGGCAAACAGAGCAUAUUCACAGAGCAAAAAUUUAUCAUAAAGAGACUAUCUGUACAGUUCUCACUGCCAGCACCCAGAAGUUCCUGGGAGCUCCCCCAUCACUAACGUGUCCUGUUCCCCUUCCAGUAGCUACUGUCCUGACUUUUAUGGUAGAUACUUUCUUUGAACAGUUUUACUGUCUAACAUGGGUCUUUAAACACUGCAGGCUAAUUUUAUAAAAUUUUCGAGCUUGAUAUAAAGAGAAUCUUAGAGCACAAUCUUUACCUAGUUCUUCAUUUAACAUUAUGGUCUUUUUUAAUCUUUAUUUUUGAGAGAGAGACAGAGCAUGAGCAUGAGCAGGGGAGGGGCAGAGAGAGGGAGACACAGAAUCUGAAGCAGGCUCUACCCAGGCUCUGAGCUGUCAACACAGAGCCCUACACGGGGCUUGAACUCCGCGCACCACGAGAUCAGUACCCACGCUGAAGUCAGAGGCUUAACUGACUGAGCCACCAAGGCGCCCCCAUUUAACAUGUUUGAGAGAGUUCUUGUGUUUUGGUUUUUUUGAGUAUAGUUGACAUACAAUGUUACAUUAAUUUCAGGUGUACAACUUAGUGACUUGACAGAUUUAUACAUUAUAUGUUCACCAAAAGCUGCCAUCUGUCCCAUGACAUCACUAUAUUUCUUUAUGCCUCGCCUUUUAUUCCUGUGACUUAUUCAUUCUGUAACUGGAAGCCUGUCUCUCCCUCUCCCCUCACGCGUUGUGCCCAUCUGCCUCCCUGCUCCCUUCUGCAACCAUCAGUUUGUUCACUUUUUAUAGGUCUGAUUCUGAUUUUGUUUUUAUUUUUUUGGAUUCCACUUAUGAGUGGGAUCAUGUGAGGGUCAUUUAUGUUGUGUGUAGCUGUAACACAGUCCUUUCCACUGGAAUAAUCAUGCUUCAUUACACAAAUAUACUACUAUUUAUUUAUCCUUUCUACCUUGUGUGGAUAUUCGAUUGCUUCCAGUGUGAGGCUAUUAGGAAUAUGCUGCUAUGAGUAUAGUUGUCCAUGUCUCGUGAUGCAUAUAUGCAUGCAUUUCCUUUGGGUGUGUAUUCUAGAAAUAAAGUUGCUUGGUUGUUAGGUUAUGUUUAUCUUCAACUUGAAUAGAUAAUGCUAAACUCUUCUAAAGUAGUUGUGCUAAUUUCUGUUUACAGCAGGAGCAUACAAAUUUCCCUUCCUUGUUCCACGUCUUUGUCAAUACUUAAUAUUGGGAGUGUUUUUAAUUUUAGUCAUUUUUGCUGGGUAUGUGUAGGUUUCUUAUAUAGUUUUAUUUGCAUUUCUUCUAAUACCAGUGAGGUUGAAUGUUCUUACAUAGUUUUGGCCAUUUUCUUUUGCAAGAUAACCUUUUCAAGUUGCUUGCCCAUUUUUUCUGGCUUAUUUUCCCUUUUUUGCUGGUAGUCUUUCCUUAAGUAUUCUGAAUGUGAACCUUUUGUUAACUGUGCAUGUAAGAUUACUAAGUUCUUUUAGUCAGGUUUUUAAAUAAUUAUAAAAUCUAUUCAGACUUGGGGCACUGGGUGGCUCAGUUGGUUAAGUGUCCAACUCUUGAUUUCAGUUCAGAUCAUGAUCUCACAAUUCAUGAGUUCGAGCCUUGCAUUGGCCCCACACUGACCAUGCAGAAUCUACUUAGGAUUCUGGCUCUCCCUGUCUCUCUCUUCCCCUUCCUGUUUGCAGGCACAUGCUCCCUCCCUCCCUCCCUCCCCGCCCCCCUCAAAAUAAAUAUUUUAAAAAAAAACAACAAACCGGGAGGAGAAUCCUGAAAAGUUUGUAGCAAAGAAGAAAAUUGUUAAUUAGAACUUUUUCAUGUUUUCUUUAAAGGCAUUUUUGAAAUCUGUAUAUAAUUUGUAUUAAAGAAGGAAACAAGUCCUUCAGAACCACCCACAAGAUAACCAGUGAUAUUUGGCAAAUACCAUUCUAGAUGGUAUGCUACUUUAAAAAUAAUGUGAACCACACCUGUCUUUCCUUGAUCACUCUUUACUCUUUACAGACUUUAAAAAAUUUUUUUUAAUGUUUGUUUAUAUUUGACAGAGACAGAGCAUGAGCUGGGGAGGGGCAGAGAGAGGGAGACACAGAAUCUGAAACAGGCUCCAGGCUCCGAGCUUUCAGCACAGAGCCUGACGUGGGGCUUGAACUCAUGAGCUGUGAGAUCAUGAUCUGAGCCAAAGUCGGACGCUCAACCGACUGAGCCACCCAGGCGCCCCAUCUUUAUAGACUUUUUAAAUGUAUGGUUGUUUUCCCCUUUUUGGGUGGUUGCUAGUAAUUAAUUUCUCUCAUACUUUUUCUUUCAGAACUAAAAAUAGGGUAAGGAAAAACUGUUCCUAUUGUGUUUUCUGCCUUUACCUUGAAAUCCUGGUGAUUAGAAUAUAAUUGUGUGGUACUUAACUCUAUUUUAGAAUGUGUAAAAUAUAAAUCGAGGACAUCCUGAAAUGUUGCAAGGAGCUGUUGGUCUGAAACAUCCAGUUUUUCCUUUGUUCUUUAGCUAACUGUAGAAAAUUGCAACCAUUCUUCAUUAAUUAUUUUGCCUUUCUUUCUCAUACAUUUGUAUAUUGAUAAUGUUUAAGUCAUUUAUAGUAAAAGUAACUGGUUGUGUGUAACACAAUUAGGUCAGUUUCUUAAGCAUCAAUAGAUAUGUCACAUUAUGUGUAUCUCUCACAGCAUAGAUAGGACAUUAGGUGCAGUUUUUAAAAAAUAGACUUUAUUUUUAUGAAUGAUCUAUCAACACUGAAUUUUGGUAUUGUCUCCUUAGAGCUAGUAUUUAUGUGUAAGUAAUCAUUCACACAUUGUGAUUUCAGAAAUUCUGGGCAAAACCUACUUUCCUGUAUCUUCUACUUUUAGUGCCAAGGGGCCUUGAAUUGUACUGUUGAUGCAUUCCUAUGCAGAAUAAGCCUUGCCCUUUCUCUUGCAGCUGUCCUGUAUGAUGAUAUCUUAGGGUGACCGACGUGUCUCCUCACUGUAUGAACGUCUUGUACAGCAUGAGGACAUUGGAGACAGCUGGGAGAGAAAUGAGGGAUUCAAUAAGUCUUGUGUCCCCACCCAUCCUCCCAAAGGAGGGAAUAAAUGUACACAGGAAAGGGAAGUGUGAAAGACAAGACUUGUUAAGGUUGGUUUUUCCCCAGGGCCAAUGCUUACGAGAUUUUGGAGUCUCUAAUGACAAUCUGGUAACUAGUUCUCUAGGAUGCCAUUACUGUCCUUUCAAACAGAGUAGUGCUACAUUCAUGUAAUGGGAAUGCUGUACAGGGUUAAUGGUUUGCUUAGUUUAGGUGAAAAUACUUAUUUCAAUGUCUGUAUCUUGGAGGAGAAUCUCUAAAAUUCGUACGAAAAUGGAAUGCGGCUGGACAAAAAGUUAAAGGUACUUUAAUUUUUAAAAAUUUCUGUAGUUGUCUAUAUUAUUCAAGUCUUCCUUGAAGUAGAUGAUACUAAAAUGUGGGUUAGGAAGAAGACAAAGUGCCUAAAGGUAUGUAGCUAAAUCUAACAUAAGAACCUAUAAAGGUAGAAAGAAGUAGGAAAUCUUUUAGAAUAAGGGGAAUGUUUUUCAAACUAGUUUUCUAAUCCUUGUGAAUGAUAAACCUAAAGAAGCGAAAGGCUAAUUAGAAUAGCCAACUAUCUGGACGAGGUAGGUUCUGUUGAUUGCAGAGAGAAGGUUUCAGAUUGAGAACUACAAUUUUCCCAGCACGUUAAGUGAUUUUCAUGAAAGGCCUUCGAACUUAGACUAAACAUAAAAGCAAGUUUUAAUAAUGAAGUUGAAACAUACAUGAAUUACAAGUUUACCCUGUAUUUCUGAAACACUUGUUUAAAAUCAUCAUUUUCAUAUUUGGAAUUAAGAAAUUACUUGUUUAAAUUUUUAUCUUUUAGAAAUCUGUAUCAAAUCAUUUACUGAUAAUAAUAUAGUGUCUGGAAAUUCCUGCAGAAUAAUCGGGGAAAGUAUACUAGUUGGUGGAAUAGGUGAAGCAGGAUUAACCAUGUGUUCAGUAUUCCUUUUGCCCUUUUUUUUCUCUGCCCUGUAACAGAAAGGUCUUUUUCAUUCUUAAUCCCCUUUUCACACUAAAAUGAAACAUGCAGAAACAGAUAAACCAAUAAAGACUGGAUAAGGUGGAUACAGUGUGUGGACAAGGUCUGCUGUGGGUCAGUUUUUCAAGUAGCAGAAUAUUUUUAUUUUUACGUUAACUGCAUUAAGAUGAUAUAACAAUUUUCCACUGUUAGCCUAGCAGUCAGUUCAAAAGGUAGUUCUAAUGUACUGCAAAAAGUGAAAAACACUGCAUUAUCCUGGUGCAAGUGGCUUGGUAUAUGUGGGGGAGGAAUUGUUUGUUAAUGACAGUACAGUAUUGACAAAUAUAUCUCUGUGGUGUCUUUUCCAUGAUUUUAUUAUAAUGAAACUUACUUUCUUG
This is a messenger RNA of Panthera uncia (snow leopard), 6091 nucleotides long. RefSeq names its product mitotic spindle organizing protein 1 (gene MZT1). The transcript has 3 exons. The record is from RefSeq and is a predicted model, not a curated record. Gene Ontology annotation, cellular component: spindle; centrosome; interphase microtubule organizing center. The coding region runs from base 275 to 532 and encodes 85 amino acids. Gene Ontology annotation, biological process: microtubule nucleation by interphase microtubule organizing center; mitotic spindle assembly; gamma-tubulin complex localization. Lineage: Eukaryota; Metazoa; Chordata; Mammalia; Carnivora; Felidae.